Messenger RNA from Dioscorea cayenensis subsp. rotundata (Guinea yam), 937 nucleotides. RefSeq names its product eukaryotic translation initiation factor 3 subunit K. Bases 53 to 751 code for a protein of 232 amino acids. The transcript is spliced from 8 exons. Lineage: Eukaryota; Viridiplantae; Streptophyta; Magnoliopsida; Dioscoreales; Dioscoreaceae. The record is from RefSeq and is a predicted model, not a curated record. Gene Ontology annotation, biological process: regulation of translational initiation. Gene Ontology annotation, cellular component: eukaryotic translation initiation factor 3 complex; cytoplasm. Gene Ontology annotation, molecular function: ribosome binding; translation initiation factor activity.
GUUCAAGUUCUUUGCCUCUCGCCGUUUCUAGGGUUUCGCGUUCCCCAUCGAAAUGGCGAGAGAUCGAGAGGCUUCGCAGUCGCCGCAGCAGCAGUAUACGGUGGAGGAGCUCGUGGCUGUGAAUCCUUACAAUCCCGACAUCCUCACCGAUCUCGAGAACUAUGUCAAUGAGCAGGUUACAAAUCAAACAUAUAGUUUGGAUGCAAACCUCUGCCUUCUUCGCUUUUAUCAGUUUGAGCCAGAACGCAUGAAUAUCCAGAUUGUAGCUCGGAUCUUGAUUAAGGCUCUCAUGGCUAUGCCAGCUCCAGACUUUGGCCUCUGUCUCUAUUUAAUCCCUGAACAAGUGCAAAUGGAGGAGCAGUUUAAGACCUUGAUUGUUCUCUCUCACUACCUUGAGACAGCGAGAUUCCGUCAAUUCUGGGAUGAAGCAGCAAAACACCGUAGCAUACUUGAAGUUAUUCCAGGUUUUGAGCAAGCAAUUCAAGCUUAUGCAAUUCAUAUCCUCUCAUUAACCUACCAGAAGGUACCCAGGCCUGUGCUCGCAGAGGCAAUCAAUCUUGAAGGUCCAGCAUUGGACAAAACUUUAGAGUAUCAGGUCGCAAACUGUGGCUGGGUCCUCGAGAAGGGUCAUGGUCGAGAUCAGCUUAUUGUUCUUCCACGCAAUGAGUUCAACCAUCCAGAGCUGAAGAAGAACACCGAAGACAGCAUGCCAUUAGAUCAUGUUGCAGGCAUCUUCCCCAUUCUUGGCUGACUUAGCUUUUGCAUUUGAAAACAAAUCAUCUCGGCGUAUCGCUUCUCGUAGGGUUCUUGUAAUGAAACUUUGGAUUUUUGGCUACCAAAUCCACAGUUUGAAAUAUAUCAUUUGAAUGAAUUUGGGAUUUUCAGCAAUUCAAACUCAUGUUGUUCUUUUUGUUAUUAAUUUAUAUAAAUUUUGUCA